Uranotaenia lowii is the source of this 1113-nucleotide messenger RNA. RefSeq lists its product as uncharacterized. Gene Ontology annotation, biological process: DNA integration. The record is from RefSeq and is a predicted model, not a curated record. The transcript has a single exon. Bases 1 to 1113 code for a protein of 370 amino acids. Lineage: Eukaryota; Metazoa; Arthropoda; Insecta; Diptera; Culicidae. Gene Ontology annotation, molecular function: nucleic acid binding.
AUGCGUGAGUACUUUUGGUGGCCUGGGAUGGCAGUGGCAACAGAACGGUUCGUCAAAGAAUGCGAGACUUGUGCAAUGUUAGCUAAAAAGAAUCCACCCUUACCGCUUUGCAGUAGAGAUUUACCAGAUGCACCUUGGGAAAUCCUCCAAAUAGACUUCCUAGCACUUCCAGGUUUCGGUUCAGGAGAGUUUUUAGUUGUCGUUGACACCUACUCUAGGUAUCUGUCCGUUAUUGAAAUGCGACACACCGAUGCGGAUGCUACGAAUUCUGCACUAACCGAGGUGUUCAAAACGUGGGGAUUCCCUCGCAUUAUCCAGAGUGAUAACGGGCCACCGUUCCAGGGUUCGUCAUUUUGCCAGUUCUGGGAAAGAAAAGGAAUCAAAGUUCGUAAGUCUAUCCCCUUGAGUCCACAAUCCAAUGGCCUAGUCGAGCGCCAAAAUCAGGGCAUUAUAAAAGCGGUUGCUGGUUCCAAAAUUGAUGGUGUGAAUUGGCGUAUGGCUCUUGAAAAGUAUAUCCACAAUCAUAACACGCUUAUACAACAUUCAAGACUUAAAGUAACACCAUUCGAAUUAAUGGUAGGGUGGAAGUUCCGAGGAACUUUUCCAGCGUUGUGGACAAGUGCUACAGAAAAGGAACUGGAUAGAAUCAACGUCAAGGAAAUCGAUUCAGAGUCCAAGCUAAUCAGCAAACAUCAUGCUGACAAAUCAAGAGGUGCACAAGCGUCUGAUAUCUCAGUUGGUGACAAAAUUCGUUUGGCGUUAAAAAAGAAUAACAAAACGGAUCCAUCCUUUUCACGAGACUAUUAUCACGUAACAGCGAGGCACGGUCCAAAAGUGGUUAUCAUGAGUAAAAAUGGUAUCCAAUAUAGUCGCAACAUCAGGGAUAUAAGAAAAAUAUUUCCUGGAUCACACCCUGAAAGUGGCUCGGACACGGACGAUUCUACUGAGCACUCGGACCGAUAUUCUGAUACUUACACCAACCGCUCUAAUCUCGAAACACCUGCUGGUACAAGUGGUUGUGAAAAUCCAAUUGGAAACCGGCUUCGCAAUAGAACAGAACUGCAAAAACCUUCGAGAUACGACGACAAGUUUAUUUAUGCGGUGUUGAAUUGA